Messenger RNA from Amblyraja radiata (thorny skate), 2204 nucleotides. RefSeq lists its product as uncharacterized. Bases 135 to 1109 code for a protein of 324 amino acids. The transcript is spliced from 10 exons. The record is from RefSeq and is a predicted model, not a curated record. Lineage: Eukaryota; Metazoa; Chordata; Chondrichthyes; Rajiformes; Rajidae.
UGAGUGAGGGAGCGCCGCAGUGUAGGAGAGGCGGUGAGGGAGCGCAACGGGCUGGAAAUGACGCAGUGCGGCCACUGUUUACGCGGAAGUUUCAGGCCAAGUUUGAUGCCCGUCCGGUGCCCGUCAGGGGCAACAUGGAAUCUGGUUCAAUUGAAGAACGGGAAUGCUUGCUACCAAACCUAAAGCCACGGCACAGGGAACUUCUACCUACACCAUGUGGUCCAGUCAAGCAAUGUUCAGAGCUCUCCUGGUUAGAGAAGAUCUAUGUCUCUGCGGCAAUCCUGUCCCUCCUGACUGUGCUAGGUGCUAACAUUGCAAGCUUUGUACGUCAGAACAAAACUGAAACUACUGACUUAGACAAGGAAGACGUAGCCAUCUCGGUGAUACAGCUCAUUGGCAUAGUGUUCUGCAUUUACUACGUGUUACGUGGGGUUCUGCAGGAGAAUCAGCAGGAGCUGCUGGCGUUUAUUCUGUCCAUCUUGUUGCUUUUAGUCCGUUCUGUGGUGAACUUCAUCGCAGCUGAACCCAAGGAGAAGAAAGCCAUUGUGAUCCGGUUUGCGUGCAUUGUAGCGUUCGGAGUGUUCCUGAUGGCAGCGAGCCUCUCCUACCUGAUCAAGAGACCCAACUUCAUGGCGUUCCGCGUGGGCGGGGCCCUGGAGAGCUUCCAGUCCCACUACCUCACCCUGAACCUCUGCUUUUCUCUGGUGACCUUCGACCUUCAAGCUCAGCUCUGCCUGUGUGUUCUCCUGAUGGCAGGAGCCCCUCAGCUUUCCCUGCUGCAUGCCAUCAUCCUGGGAGUGGGCAUCUUCUGGGCACUCUUCAAAGCUGUAAUCGGCCUCGUAGCUAUCCUAAAGGAGAAGAAGCCUCUUGUGUGGAUGUUCUUGGUGCAGAACCUCCCAGAGCUGGUCUACCUGGGCUAUCUCAUCUACCUGAUUAGCAGAGUGUGGAUAUAUGAACGAACCUACGUUCUUGAAGCAGGCGCAGUAACGGGCAUCCUGAUCUCUCUCACCAUCAAGGUUGGCCUGUUGGUCUCCAUGGUCAGGAUCUCCCACUGCUUUGGUCAGGGUCUCCACGAGAGAAUGUUCGCUGUGCCUGGCACACGUCCCUAGGCCGAGACGUCUCCAAAGGUUCCUGACUCGUUUCCCAAGGACGCAACCUUGCCUGCACAUCCCUUCCACGCCUUGUGAAAUGUAUCAGAUCUGCACCAGGACCUGGGUGUGACAUGAUGAGCUGUGGGCUGUGGGCUGUGUACCCGUGUGGAGCAGCAGGACCAGACGGGAGAGCACAGCACCCACCAGCCACGUCACAGCUCCAUGACCGAGGCCAAGAGGACUGAACAUCCACGUCAAUGGUCGGUUUUAUACAGCGAUCACUCAGGGUGCUGAGUCAUUUAUUUUUAUAUCUCUAAUCUUUCUAAAAUAAUGUUUGGAACUAAGACUUUUAAAUAAUCUCACUGGUUAGUUGUGCCAACUGGGUUAUUACAGAAGAUGUGCUUUGUACAAACGGGCAGGUCGAUAUUUUCCUGGCUUUGACUCGCACUGUCUUGCACAAUGAUGCUUCUAGGAGUGGCAACUUCUGAUUGUUGACGCAGUUUGAAUCGGAAUAAAUCAGCGGUGGCCACUGACAUGCGCCAGGUCAAAUGAUGGAGCGUGGAACCAGGUUGACAUUCCAGGUCACAAACGCAACAAUUCCCGUGAAUUAUAAGUUGUACGGAAUAAAUACCCACCACAGUGGCCAUACCUUGCAGAGACGUCACAAUGCUGAGGAAGGGUCCCAACAGGAAAUGUCUCUAUUGCAUCUCCGUCCUCCACUUCCUUGCUGCACAAUGCAGUGUCCAGAUAUCUGGUUGGGGGUGGGGUGGGGUGGGAUGGCCAGUGACGUCUGAGAGUCGGGCAGUGGGAGGUAUGGUCUCAGCAGAAGGCUGUGCAACUACAAAUCCACUCUAUGAAGGCCAGUAGACCAUUCACCUUCACCCCCCCCCCCCCUACCGUGCCUGCAAACUGCCUCUUAUUGACUGAUCUUGUGCCCUUAUCCCUUUCCCAGUCAAUUCCCGUUAGAAUGGGAAGCUGGCUUCCUGGAAAAGUUACCUUCGUUCCUAUCGUGCUGCAUCUGCCCAUUCCCUCAACCUGUUCACAACUCCAAGGAGCAGAAUCAGGCCAUUCGGCCCAUAAAGUCUACUCCGCCAUUCAAUCAUGGCUGAUCUA